AUGGAUGAUCGAGGGCAUACAGGCGAACUCAAGGUCGCCAUCAUCGGUGCAGGCUUUUCAGGCCUGUCUGUGGCACACUACAUCCGCAAAUAUCUCGGGCUGCAAUCAUUUGUGAUUUACGAGAAGUCUGAAUUUACCAACGGGGGAGCCGGGACCUGGAAGGACAACACGUAUCCUGGCUGCGCCUGCGAUGUGCCGAUUCACCUGUACCAGUUGAGUUGGGCGCGACAGGCCGACUGGACCGAAUACCUUCCGCUCCAACCUGAAAUCCAAGAAUAUCUCAACAAAACUGCAAAAGACCACGGCUUUGUGCGCCACAUUCAGUUUGGCACAGAGCUGUUGGAAGCACGAUGGAUCGAUGCGGAGAGUGUGUGGGAGCUCAAGCUUCGAAAUGUCCUUGCACGGGAUCCCGAAAAUGCUGUAUACAGCGUUAAGCACAAUGUCCUGAUUAUGUGCACUGGACCUUUAUCUCAGCCCAAACUCCCUGCCAACGUCAAUGUGGAAACAUACCAAGGUGAACAAUUUCACUCGCAGCAAUGGAGGUCCGACAUAUCACUUGAGAACAAGCGGGUGGCAGUCGUUGGCAAUGGGUGUUCAGCGACGCAAUUCAUGCCCAUCAUCGCGCGGAGGACGAAACAACUGACUCAAUACGUUUCGUCCCCUCAGUGGUAUGUUCCUAGGGACAACCCGCUCUACAGUGAUUCUGCAAGAUUCUUCUUCAGACAUGUUCCUGGUUUAGAGUACUUGUAUCGCCUCAGUCUCGCAUACGCCUGGGAGAAAGAGGCGUACAAGCUGAAGGCUGGAGACGGGCCGGCAAAAGUGAGAUCCACGGUCGAAGGAUUUCUUCUACAGUAUAUGAAAGCCACAGCUCCAGCGAAAUAUCAUGAAAAUCUCACUCCAAAGUAUCCGCUUGGCUGCAAGCGGCUCGUCUUCGACUCCAACUAUUUUGCCGGCCUGCACGCGGACAAUGUUGACUUGGCUUUCACUCGAGUCAGUGGGCUACAUGAGAAUGGCAUAAUUGGCCAGGAUGGUUCAAAGAGAGACUUCGAUGUGAUUAUCUGGGCGACAGGCUUCACCGCAACAAUGCCCUUCCAAUCUUCGAAAAUCUAUUCACGUGGAGGAAAGGAGAUUCACAGUCUAUGGGAAAAGCGAGGUGCGCCAUCCGCCUACAAAGGGAUGAUGUAUCCAGAUUUUCCCAACUUCUUCAUGACAACUGGGCCAAACACCCUGUCGGGUCAUUAUUCAGUGACCACUAUCAUAGAAAUCCAAGCCCAGUAUAUUGCACAAGUUCUGAAAUCUCAGCUGGACAAUCAUGUCAAAUCCUUUGAGGUCACCAAAGGAGCACAUGAUGAGUACAAUCAAUGGAUUCGAGAUAGGAUGAAGGGUCGUGUUUGGACCAGCAGCCUUUGCAAUUCGUGGUUCAAGACUAAGGACGGUUUAAUUCCCACCAACUUUCCAGGAACUACCACAACGUACUGGAAAAAGACAUUUUAUCCUAAUUUCCACCAUUUCCGUCAGGUGGGAGGCACAAAAACUGUCCACGGCACGAGCAUUCAAAAGGAGGUUAUCAAAAUGGUGCUUAAGACAGUUGUCAUCCUGUCGCUCUUGUGCUAUCUGGGCAAGAGACGAAGUUCCAUCCAAGCCUACACCGGUCUCGGCCUUCAGCAACUACAAAGCUUCUUACAAGAUAGUCUCAGCACUGUCAAGAGUGUCCUUGUCCACAUUUCCUGA
Messenger RNA from Fonsecaea multimorphosa CBS 102226, 1731 nucleotides. RefSeq lists its product as uncharacterized. NCBI's taxonomy places the organism in Eukaryota, Fungi, Ascomycota, Eurotiomycetes, Chaetothyriales, Herpotrichiellaceae. The transcript has 13 exons. Bases 1 to 1731 code for a protein of 576 amino acids. The record is from RefSeq and is a predicted model, not a curated record. Gene Ontology annotation, molecular function: NADP binding; N,N-dimethylaniline monooxygenase activity; flavin adenine dinucleotide binding.